Molecule: messenger RNA, 1617 nt
Organism: Mycena indigotica
Lineage: Eukaryota; Fungi; Basidiomycota; Agaricomycetes; Agaricales; Mycenaceae
Product: F-box domain-containing protein
Exons: 1
Coding region: 85-1617 (510 amino acids)
Molecular function (GO): protein binding
Source: RefSeq, a predicted model, not a curated record
UUGCUUUCUCCAGAAUUCUCUCCCCCUCCUGUAAUCAGCUCCCAGGGAAAACCGCCGCGCGCAUCCGCGAGAAUCGUGGCUGAAAUGGAUCCCAAGAUCGCUGUACUUGAAUCAAAGAACGACUAUUUCGCCCAGCUGCCCAACGAAAUACUCGAUAAAUUGUUUUCGUUUGUUCCUGGCCUACCCAAUGAUGGCUGGAUGUACGUCUGUCGUCGGUGGUACGAGCUGAGCAAGGAUCCACAGCGGUGGGCCAGUAUCACACUCAAGAAGUGGCGACCGAAGCGCUUGCUGGGUGCGUUGGAGCGGGCUGGUCAGCAGCCGCUGAACGUAGUCAUUGACCGCCUCGGCUCAAAUGCGGAGGAGACAAUCAAGACUAUGCUUGGGCAGGCUGCGCGGCUUGUGUCGCUCAAUAUCUGCGGUGACGCUAGCGAAAUCGAUCAAGUUGUAGCGCUCAUUGUGAAAGUCACGGCCUUUCCCGUACUUGUCUCGCUCGCCUUGGCGAAAGAAGAAGAUUUGGACAUUGGCAACGAGGCCUUUUACGAAUAUGCGGAUCAAGUCCCGCCAUUGCCGCUGGCGCGGAUGCCCAAACUUUCGAGCCUCAGUCUUAUUGGUGUCCGUAUAGACUACAAGGCACCGCUCCCAUCCUUAACGCUUCUCCGCCUCUCUUGGUCCCGGGCACUUUAUCGGCUCGGAAGAACACUUCGGUUGUUGCAAAAGUCGCCGAAACUUGAAGCGCUGAUCUUAGAAGAUGGCCGCGUCGAUGACCCUCACCCCGUUGACACAGACGAGUCAGAGGACGAAGAAAUUCUUGCAUCGGACAGGACCUUAAAAGAAGUCCAGCUACCGAUGUUGAAGCGGUUCAAGUUGCGGCAUUGGUCGUCCAAUAUGGGCGUUGUCUUGAAGCAUCUGACGCUCCCUUCGCACACUCGAAUGUCGUUUGAUGCCGACCAGUUUGAUACAGAAGUUUUAUGGAACGGGUUCACCUCUAUUCUCCAGCGACAAAGCCAGAUAUCGAGUCUACCGAUGCCACAAGCAUGUCUUCUUCGCAUCGAAGGCCAUUUCAGCACUCGAUCUUCUCCUCAAUACCUGACCAUUGACACCUACGCCCAAGACUCACUUGAUACUCCCGCUCACUUUUCGCUUCGAUUUGGCGAGGAGCCAGAGCCAUCCGAGAACGCGGCUGCGACGAAGAAUUUCUUGCGCGCAAUUGCGCCAGCCCAUCUGUCCAAACUAAAGCACCUGUAUGUUGCUGGUGAACUUCUGAGCAAGGCUACCUGGCAGGCCCUUUUCGCUGACGGCAUCAUCCCACUUGCUUCGUCUGUGGAACAUAUCACAAUCCGUGUCGACGACAGCCACGCGUGCGAGUUAUUCAUCCAGAGCAUCCAAGUCGCUCCCCCGCUGCGCAUUGUCACCGUCAUAGUGGAAGAGUAUUCGUUCUACUCAAAGGAACGCAUUCCUGAUCCGCUCAAACAAUUGGCGAAGGCUUACUUCAAGGCACAGGGUGUCAAAUUGCCGCUUUUGCAGGUGCGAUGGGAGGCAGAGGCGAUCGAGGCGGCACCAGGCGCUCGAGAGUCAGAGGAGAUGAAGAAGUGGGAGGAUUUGAGGGGAGUGGGUUGA